Polistes dominula (European paper wasp) is the source of this 1012-nucleotide messenger RNA. Its product is annotated as SRR1-like protein. NCBI's taxonomy places the organism in Eukaryota, Metazoa, Arthropoda, Insecta, Hymenoptera, Vespidae. The record is from RefSeq and is a predicted model, not a curated record. Gene Ontology annotation, cellular component: cytoplasm; nucleus.
ACAAUUUUAGCAAUACAACAUACGAUAUACGUGUAAAGUUUGUCCAAUUAUUAAUUUAACAUAAUAAACAUUGUUAUAAUUAUAAUAUGUCUAAAGAAGAAUUUAUAUUAGUAAAUCGACGCAAGAAACGUAAAAAAUUCGUAAAAGUUGAUAAAACACAAUUAUCGCUUACACAAUUUGACGAAUAUGAAUUUGAUAAAGAUUUCAUAAAACGAACAAUAAUUGACGCAGGAAUCAAGCUAAAAGGACGUGCAAAUACAAUGAAUUCCAAUGUCAAGAUUAUUCGUGCUUUAGCACAAGAAUUACGUCAUAUUUCUUUAAAUGACAAAAUAAAAGAUAAUAUUACAAUGCAAUAUAUUUUGGAACAAGCACGUUCUCAUAAGGAAACUUCAGAAGUUCUAUGCAAAGCUCAAAAAGAAUUGAAGAACUUAGCUGAAACUUAUCUUUGUUACUUGACAUCGCAAAAGAAGUACAAGGAAAUUAAAAUGCAGUAUUCUGGUAAAGGAGAAAGAAGUAUUAAGGAUACCGCAGAUCUUGUUGGUUUUAAAUUACCACACGAUCCAAAAUAAACAAAAAUUGUUUGGUAAAAAGUCAAAUCAAAGUAUCUAUGUAGCGUUUGUAUAAAGAUUAUUAUUACAUUUUAUGUAGAUUUAAAAAAAAAGAAAAACAACUACUUCACCCUAAUGAAAAAUAUAUGUUGAAUAAGAGUACAUGAAAAUUAUGAUAGAAAAUUAGAGUAUAUUAAAAUUUUUCGUUAAUGGUCUUGUCCCAUUGAAACAAAUUAAUAAUUUCUGUAUAAUCACUACAGUUAAGCAAGCAACAUUGGGUAUGAUUAAUACUUGAAUAGGUGAUUACUUUAGAACAGUGUGUGUUAUUGACUUCAGGGAAACGAUAACAUAUAAUAGUUUUUCUAAACUUAUAAAAGACAGAAUAAUAACGAAAAUAUUAAUAAUUUUCAAUGUUGCUUUCUAGAAAAAGGAAAAUGGUUUUGUAAAAUAUAUAAAUAUACAAU